CACAGUAAAGCGAGUACAGUGCGUUUAUAGCAUAGAGUAAGUAGUUUAUAGUGUAAUGCCGUUGUUUAUGUUGAAUAUUAAUACGUUGAUGAGUAAUAAUAAAUUGUUUCUCUAGUAUUCAAGUAAUUGCUUGAUAAACAUUACAUAUAUUGUAACAAAAAAGUGUUCAUUCAAUUUAAAGAAUCAGUAUUUAAUUUCAUUAAGCAUUAUGGAUGAUGAGUAUGAUGAAUAUCGUCGUUGGGACGGAGAUGUCGACGUUGAGGUUGAUGACAAUGAUGAUAUACUAGAAAAUCCUCAAGAGACUUUAACACAAUGUUUAGAAAAAUUCAGUAGUGCAGAUUAUAUUAUGGAACCAGGAAUAUUUUCACAAUUGAAAAGAUAUUUUCAAGUGGGUGGAACUCCAGAACACGUAAUAGAAUUGCUUUCAAAGAAUUAUAUUGGUGUUGCUCAAAUGGCUAAUAUGGUCGCCGAAUGGCUGAUCCUCGGAGGUGUUGCUGUUGGGGAAGUUCAAUCAUUUGUUGAAAAUCAUCUUAAAGAUAUGGUACUGAAAACAUUUGAUCCAAAAAAAGCUGAUACAAUAUUCAGCGAAGAGGGAGAAACACCAGCUUGGUUAACAGAGAUGAUAGAACACAAAAUAUGGAGGUCAUUAAUUUAUAGGUUGGCAGAAGAAUAUCCUGAUUGUCUUAUGCUUAAUUUUACUAUUAAGUUGAUAUCUGAUGCUGGAUAUCAAGGUGAAAUUACAAGUAUAUCAACUGCAUCUCAACAAAUUGAAGUAUAUUCCAGAAUAUUAAAAAAUUUCAUUACAGAAUCUAUAAAAACAACAAGUGAAAAUCGACAAAAUACAAUUCAAGAAUGUGCUAAAAUGGUAUGUCACAGCCAACAUACAUAUGUUUUUACAUUAGUUGCUCUUCAAGUUUUAGCUAAGGAAACUAAUGGAGGGGUAAACAUGAAAAGAUUUUCUCAAGAAAUAACUCAUUGUGCUCAAGAAAGAAAUGAUGUAACUCCUAUUACUAUGGCAUUAAAUGGUGCUGCUCCAUAUGACCAACCAUGUGCAGCAUUGAGUUCUAUGUUAUCACGAAAUGCUUUAAAUCCUGCUGAUAUCAAUGUACUUCAUAAGCACUAUUCAUCGGCUGAUUCCCCUCCUGUCAGUUUACUUCGAAUACCACAAUUUCUUGAUUUAUUAGUUCAAGCUUUAUUUAAACCUGGAAUGAAAUUGAAUCCAGAGUAUAAACCCAAGUACAUAUAUCUCUAUGCUUAUUCUGCUAGUGUUUAUGAAGUAACAUCUGGUAAAAAAAGAAAAGUUAUUAAUAAAGAUGAUUUAAAAUCUACCAUACAAUCAGUUGAUAAAGUACAUAGUAUUUGUAAUUUGAAUAAAAGUUCAACAGAAUUAAUUGCUGAAGUAGCGACUAUUUAUCAAUGUAUCAGAUUUCCCGCUGUUGCUGUUGGCUUAAUAUGUUGGGUCGAAAGUACUGUAACGGAACCAAGCUUUUUCAAGUUAUGUACUGAACAUACUCCUACACAUUUAGCACUUUUAGAUGAAGUUGUUACAUGCCAUCCGCAGUUGCAUAAUAUCAUACUAAAACUAUUUGUAUCUUUAUUUGAAUCAAAACAAGACGAACUUGAAAUUUUAGUACAUUUGGAAAUGAAAAAAAUGCUGCUUGAUCGUAUGGUAAAUUUAUUAUGUUGUGGCUGUGUUGUUCCAGUUAUAAAAUAUAUUGAACAGUGUUGGCAUCGAGGAGAUACAGAUAUUUCAUUAAUUCGUUAUUUUGUCACAGAAGCUUUAGAAGCAGUGUCUCCUCCUUAUUCAGUUGAAUUUGUUGAUUUAUUUCUACCAAUUGUUGAAAACGAAGAAAUUACUGGUACAAUGAGAUGUGAUGGAGAUAAUGAUCCAGUUUCAGAAUUUAUUGUACAUUGUAAAGGAAUGACAAUGUGAAGUUAUUCUAUAUUGUAAGAUAUUAUUUUUAAAACAAGAACAAUACGAAGAAUUCAAAUAAAUGUCCCAUGUAUUAUAUACUCAAGUUUAUAUACGUGUAAAAAUAUUUUAUAACUAUUUAAAUGUAUUCCUCACCUUACAUUUUUAAGUUUAGUAAACAA
Messenger RNA from Sipha flava (yellow sugarcane aphid), 2094 nucleotides. It is a transcript of the gene TH1, whose product is annotated as negative elongation factor D. The transcript is spliced from 13 exons. The record is from RefSeq and is a predicted model, not a curated record. Gene Ontology annotation, molecular function: RNA binding. Gene Ontology annotation, cellular component: NELF complex; nucleus. Gene Ontology annotation, biological process: negative regulation of transcription elongation by RNA polymerase II. Lineage: Eukaryota; Metazoa; Arthropoda; Insecta; Hemiptera; Aphididae. The coding region runs from base 209 to 1933 and encodes 574 amino acids.